AUGAAAUACCUGUCCUCGGCACACAGUCGUGUGUCUGAGGCCAGCAAUGCAAAGUCAUCACCAGAUAUACCCAUAACGGUCCUAGAAUUCGUAUUUAUGAAGCUCGAAGGCGAACAUACCCUCCAUUCGCACUAUAUGGAUAGAAGCCUCCAGACAUUAGUAAUGGACGACCUUGAAAUUGAAAAGUCCCGAAGGUCCACGGGUGCAAUGGGUACACAGACUCAGAUUGAUACGAUAGGUACCUACGAAAGUAGAAAACUAAAUCCCGUAGACCCGGAUGGCCGAGAAUCGCACCUGGUCUCAGAAAUUUACGGUCACUGA
Opisthorchis viverrini is the source of this 321-nucleotide messenger RNA. RefSeq lists its product as hypothetical. Lineage: Eukaryota; Metazoa; Platyhelminthes; Trematoda; Opisthorchiida; Opisthorchiidae. The record is from RefSeq and is a predicted model, not a curated record. The coding region runs from base 1 to 321 and encodes 106 amino acids. The transcript has a single exon.